Molecule: messenger RNA, 1245 nt
Organism: Letharia columbiana
Lineage: Eukaryota; Fungi; Ascomycota; Lecanoromycetes; Lecanorales; Parmeliaceae
Exons: 1
Coding region: 1-1245 (414 amino acids)
Source: RefSeq, a predicted model, not a curated record
AUGGAAGGGACACCAUGUGUCAAGCUGAGGAUCAACUUACAACCUAGCCACUCACUGGUAUUCGAUCUAUCAGGCACGAAUCCUUUCGAUCUGUUACUCGAAGUGGACAGGUUUCGAGGGGACGGCGGUGGUUGGCGAUCUAUAACACUACUGUUGAACGGAUCACUGCUGGAUGUUCCUCAUGCUUUGACCAAUGGAUUAUUGGAAUUGAUCGACCUGGAUGCAGACUGCAAAUUUGUCUUCAAAUCUAAGGAUGAAGGCAUUGCUAGGCCUACUCUGUCAACGCAGCCCAGUGAUUCUUUCGAUAUUGUCUACCUAGAUGAGGAUAGCCUUGUCACCUUAAGGCCCGAAGAUGACAAUCUUACUACAUCCGCGCCGUCAGCGCAGCCAAAGAAUCGGGUUUUGACCUUGCUGACCAGGGAAUCUGGCGGAAGAAGGAAAGCGCAGAAGAUUAUUCCACUGCGUAUCUCGGAAACCAUCAAACACUUGCUCAAGCCAGGCUGCAGGUAUCGCCUUCAGACCACCAGCAUCGAUUUAGGCGUGACAUGGUGGCGAUAUGGCUCUCAGGGAGAGCUGGCUAUCAAAGAUGUGCCCAUGGAACUACUUCCUCCAUCGGAGCCAGCAACCAUGGUGGCGACUCAAGUCUGCCACCGGGAUUUCUCCGUCGUGGAAUCACUACCCGUACCGCCAUCCGUGUACAUCUCCCUUGCCCUCUCUCCUCCUGUCGUCUACAGGUCAGGCGACCCAACACCCACCUUGGAAAUCUCAAUCACGAACACAGCAGAUCAGCCAGUGACAAUGAUCUCUUUUGGAUCCCAACCCCACAUAUCACCUACUCACACUCAGUCAAACAACCAUGCACGUGUCAUCAGCACCGGUGCCAAGAUCUCGCUUGAGAACUUUUCCAUUACUCACAUGACCUGUGGAAAGGAGAUGGUACAGGAAAGCUAUACAUGUGUUUUGCAGGUUGGCUGGCAGCGCCGGCAAUUUACGACACUGGAGCCAGGUGUCCCGCUAGUGCAAGAGAUUGACUUCUUGAAGAAUGCGAUUGCAAUUCGAGCGGGAAUGGACGCUGGCGAGUAUAAACUAAGGCUACGGGCGAGGGACGUAUGGUGGCACUGGGGCACGAAGGAGGAGAUCCUUGAAGGCAAGCCAGGAACAAAGAGGUUGCCUGGUGGUCCAAAGCCGCCGUUGAUUCUGGCAUCCGAUGAUGAAGUGAUUUUUCGGUUAAAGGAGCACACGUGA